Molecule: messenger RNA, 1395 nt
Organism: Aplosporella prunicola CBS 121167
Lineage: Eukaryota; Fungi; Ascomycota; Dothideomycetes; Botryosphaeriales; Aplosporellaceae
Exons: 1
Source: RefSeq, a predicted model, not a curated record
AUAAUUACGGCUUACCUAUGGUCUACAUGGACGCGAUGCUUGCAGCCAUUCCUUUGGUUUGUUCUCCGACUACACCUCAGCCAAGGGCACCAAGAACAGUGGAAUCAAUUACUCGCUUUGAGAGGAAUGAGCCUUCUCAACCAUCCAUCUAUCCGAGAAACACUAUACACUUGGAACAAUCCAAAGGUUGCUUACAUGUGUUCGUGGGCUUUCGAGGUGCUCAAGUCUGAUCGCUGUUCUCUGGGACUUGAUUUCCGUCAUUUUCAUCAGAGGUAUGCGGUGCUGCAUGGAACGAAGGAAGCCCGAUGCUUAUGGAAAUCUAAAGACUCCUGUGAUGGUGGCCACCCACUUGGAUGCGGAAGGUUCCAAGACGAGCGGCUUGUCUCAGAUGAACAAUCCAUACACGAUUGUCAUGCGAAAAAUUGCUCAAGAUUGACAUGGAAUAGAGAUUUUUACAUUUCAAUCUCUGGACCGGUGGCCGUUUCCCUUGAAACAUCGAAAAAACAGGUCAAAUACAAUCAAGCGACAGAGUUGACAAUGGCAAUUUCUCAUGUGUGGAGCCACGGACAUGGAGGACGGCCUGACACUGGGAUAAAUAAAUGUCUCCAUGCGCGAUUUUCAGAAAUCGCAAAACAGCAUGGCUGCGAUCCAUACUGGAUCAAUACUCUCUGCAUUCCGGCCGAACGUGAAUUGAGAAAGGAAGCCAUCGGGUUUAUUAACCGAAUCUUUGCUCAAAGCAAAGUGGUGCUUGUACUGGAUAGAGAUUUGAUGGACAUUGACACUUCAGAUCUAACCAUUGAGUUAGUGGAGUCUCUACUGGCCACCUUCUUAGUGUGCGACUGGAAUGUCCGUGGCUGGACGAUGCUUGAAGCAAUGAAAGGCUGCCAUAAUCUUUACAUUUUGUGUAAGGAUAAUCGGGCCGUCUCACUCCGGGACUGUCUAAUUAGAGUGCAUCAAACGGGAAGGGUUGAUCUUGCAGUUCUGUUCCUAUCAACACAACAUCUCCUUCCUUCAUCAACAGAUCCAUUUCGCAGAUCAUCUUCAAGGAAGGGACUUGAGGGAGCCAUGAGCCUCCUAAGCCAUUGGCACGCCACUAGAGAAGGGGACGACAUUGUGAUCUGGUCAUUGAUCAGUGGUAUUGAAGUGUUCUUCAACGCAGAAAGCCUCUGGAGAAGUCGAAUUGACUGCACGGUUAAAACGGCUUUCUUGAUGUCUUCUUCGCCGCGGCUGGAAAACGUUAAGGGGUUCUCAUGGGCUCCAAAAACCCCGUAUGUUCGGCGAUUAUCGCAAGGUUCAGCUGUGGACCUGCUUGGUCCGUACUUGGCAUACGAUGGAGAAGAAAGCCGAGAAGCGAAAAUAACCAAUCGAGGCCUUGCUGGACAUUGGCUCGUUUAC